GCCGGGAGCGGGGCCGGGGGCGGGCAGUGCCAGCAGCGCCCGCCCCGGGGCCGCAGCUGUCCGCUGGCGGGAGGCGGCUGCAGCUGGGAAACAGCAGCUCCGGUUUCUGAUCGGAUUUGGGGGUGGGGUGGGAGGUGUGUGUGAGAAAAGCCGAGCGAUGGAGCUUCCCUUCUUUUGACAACACUCUCCCCUUCAGGACUAAGUCUGCACUGGAAGUAAAAGAACUACGUGGGAGAACCGCCGAUCGCACCUCCGCGUGGGAAGCGGCUGAGGAGCAGCGUGUGCCGCCAGCCCGCGGAUAUCGCUGCCUGCACGCCGGAGCGAGCCCUCCCGGAACGGCUCCGCCGCCGCUGCGCUUCCCCGUUGCCUGCCGUUAACUAGCGUUGCCAUUUGGGUUUCAUGGAGCUGGGCUUAUUGUUCCUCUUUGGACUUACAAUUACGUCGACUGCAGGGUCCUCGCUGCCCCGGCCCCGCUCCCUGCCGGCGGGCGGAGAUCCGCGCUCGGCGGCGCUGGGACAGAAGCAGCGGGAGGAAAGCGGAGCGGCGGCGGUGCCGGCCGGCGGCAGGGCCAAGGCGGACAGCGGGGUGCUGCGGCGCCGAGCCCGGCGCUGCACUUGCUACACCUACAAAGACAAGGAGUGCGUCUACUACUGCCACCUCGACAUCAUCUGGAUCAACACCCCCGAGAGGACUGUGCCAUAUGGGCUGUCUAACUACAGAGGCAGCUUCAGAGGCAAAAGAUCUGCAGGCCAGAAUCAAAGUGCUUCCCAGUCAUCAUUCCGGUGUUCUUGUUUGGAUAUUCAUGACAAACAGUGUAUGCAGUUUUGCAGAAGAAUGCAAGACAGAAGAAGAAAUCACGGAUCAGUGAAAACAGAGGAGAAAGAGCAGUGCAGGGAAGAGGAGCAUGCCUUCGUUCAGUAGCAGAGCUUGGAGGAUUCUGAACAGUCAGCUUUAAUGUUCGCUUGCUGAAGCUCAGAAGCAAGAACUUCAGCUACAACUCUCCCUUGAGAUGGACAAAAUUGAUGCUUCAGUCUGAUGCCAGUGGAGACUUCAGCAGAACGCAACGCGUUCAUUUCAUCAGUGCCAUUCGGAGGGCACGUGAACCUGUAUGAAGAAGCUUUCUCCAUGCUCCCCCUCCUGAGAAUCUCAGUAAAGGAUAAUCUUUAUCACCUAACCUGGCAGGGAAUGUGUCAUCAUUGAAGAAAAACUCAAAGGCGGAUUUUAAAAGUACAGCAGAAACAUGCUGUUUCACUUACUGCUUGCUGUAUGUCUGAAGAACCCAUCCAGUAUUAUGUGGGCAAUGGUAAUUGGACAAGGUGACAAGUUAGAGGUUGCCUAUAUGUGAGUGCUCAAUAAGAAUAAACAGAUGCAAAAUGUUUCUCUUGUUAAUGUAUGCAAGCCUGAAUCAUCAUAUUGUAACUCUGUGGCAGACGUUUAAAUAACAGUAUCUAUGCAGAAUAAGUAUGAACAUCUAAUAUAAACAUUACUAUAAACUAUAGCAAGUUAAGAGUAUACACUGAGUAUUCAAUAGAUUACCGAAUUUACGCAUAGUGCAGGAAUAAUUUGUGAAGUUCCAUUCAAAGACAUUUGCAGUGAUUAUUUAGGGAUGCGCUGUAACUUAUGAGCAGAAUUCCAAUAAUUAAUCCCAAAGAAUUUCCUAGAAAUGAAAGGGCAGGACUGUGGCACUUCAAAUGAAACUUCACACAGAAGAACUUACUGUACUGGACCAUAUGCUGUUCAAAGCCCCUACAUACAUUAUCACCCACAGUACAGACAUUCAUCUUUGAUAGUACUUUAAGUCACAUUUUUAUCACUUCGCUGAAACAUCAUCACUGAACAACUUGGAAACUUGGCGAUAAGAUGGUAUCCACCCCUGGACAUUUUUCAAUGUAAAUGAUUUCUUCAGAAAUUAUGGAAUUUUUUUCUAUUUUUUUUAUUUUUAUAGGAGGAUGCAAGAGUAAGCUAAAAAAAAAGCCUUCUGCAGAUCUUGUUCAGUAAUAUAAUUUAAAAAGAGAGAGAAAAUCCCUUACUUGUGACAUUAUAGAGCUUUUUUUGGUUUGACUGAACUUCAUGCAGACUUUCCCCAAGGUGCAUUAAACUGUUACCAGAUGACUUAAAUUAUAUUUUAUUAGAAGAUAAAUGGAAACUAAAACAAACUGCAAAAUAGAAAGAACUUAAUGGUAAAAAUGGUUAUAUGAGUUAAAACAGUGGUAAUAGGCUUUUUUUGAAAAAAAGGGAGGUCUUUGCCAAAAUAUAUGAUAUAUUUUAUAUAUAUGUGGAUAUAUUUCAUAAAUAAAUUAUUAUAGUUAUAAAAGUAAAUAUCUGUCAGUUAUUGCAUUUAUAUCAGCGUCUCAUUUGCUGUACAAAUUAUUUUGUACAUAAUAGGUUAUUUAUCGUAUGGAAGCACUUCACAUAAUUUUCCCACUUUUUUUUUUAAAUUAUCAGGCUUUGUUAUGAAGAAUGCUUAAUGCUCAUUUGUAACAUUUAUCAUCACUAACUGGAUUUCUUUUUCUCCGUACGCACUGAGGUCAUCCCAAGAUUUGCCUCCUUCAAGAGGCUGAUAGUUCUCCUAGAGCGUGAGAAGCGAGCAUGGAAACCUAACAAAAAUCAUGCAAUCGUAAUUAUGCAUACAGAGUUAAAUUUUACAGUACAUGUAACCCCUAGCUGAAUUCACACGUUUUCACACUUCUAAACUUCCAGAGGAAAAAAAUAUUUUUUUCCUCCCCCCCCUUGGAUAUUGUGCUCCCCUUCUUCCCCCCUCCCCUGAAAGAAUAAUUCAAUGUCUUACUAUGAAAGUUGCUUUCAGAUAGUUCUUAGGGCUCUGAACAGUAGCUGAAGACAUUGUGCCAAUGUAUCUCUAUUAGUUCACAUAAAAAUCAAUCUAUCCUGAAUACAGCAAGAACACCACCAUGAGAAAUAACUCAGAACAGGAAGAGACAAGAUUCAAAGCUUGCUGCUGAUCCACCCAAACGUUCUAUUAAACGCAGCAGAUACCAAACACUGCACGUUCUGGACGACCAUUAGUUUGUAUGAAAAUAGUUAAUGGUCACAAGAUGAUUACCUUAUUUUCCAGGUGUUUGUGGAAAAAUGGACUGCUUACAUCCCCCAGGUCUCAGGGAACUCAGUCUGCCUAUUUUUAAUGGUACACAUGUUACGCUAAUUUGGAAUCCAGUUCUUUAAAAGUUACACACAAAAUUAACUGAAUAUAAAACUGAUGAAUGUUUUAAGUGAGAGAACUCCUACAACGUGAGGAAUCAUGAAAUGAUUAUUUGCAGAAGUUAGAAAUAAAUACCUUUUCACGUAUAACAUUAGCAUUGUUAGGUGUACCGUAGAACUAUUCUGGGAGAUUGUUUUGAGGACACCACAUUCCACGUGCAACCAUUUACAUUUAACUCUGUUCUAAUUCUGUCAGUGUCGUAGUUCUCAUUCUAGUCCUCAUUAAUAAAAGUGCAAUUUUCAGUUGGUAAUAGCAAUAAGAAAAAAGUGAUCCGAAGUCUGGAAAACAACGUAGGAGGAAGGCUUGGAAGAAUUUCCUUUUUUUCCCCCACUAAGGUUUUCUUAGAAAAGAGAAGGAAGAAGGGUGUGUGCAAAAACAGAACACACAAAGGUCUGCAGCAGAGAGGAAAGCACAAGGGGGGCUUACAGUACAGUACAGCCCAUUCAAGUAAAACCUAUCAGUAAGAAUGGUUAAGGGCCACAGGGACAACAGACUCCAUCAUCACCUCCACUUCUUGCUCCUUGUCUGCGCCCUGUGAAAGGCAGACUUUGGUGUCCAGGACAGAGGGGUCAAAGCUGUGAGCGUGCUGCUUUCCUGCAGAGUUAGGGAACUAUUCCCUGAGCAGAGUUCACGUUUCCUGCACAUCAGAGCGAGUGGUUUCUUGCUUGCUGUACUAGCUUUUGAGGAUACUGUUCUUCCACUUCUAAUCUUCCCAGAGAAGAUACGACGACUGUAAAAUCUGAGAGCUGAGCUCCUCAGUAGAUCCUUCUCCUGUUACACCAACACAGGGAUGAGAAGGCACGGAGGAAAGGAAACAGAGUUUCUGUUGACUUUACGAGGAAAGAUACUUAAUCCUUUAUUUAUAAAUCUAGACAAAAUAUGUCACUGAUUUAUUGAUUUCCUUUACCAAGGGUUGUCUGUAAUCCACUGAAGCUUAUCAGAUACAUGGAUGGGAGAAGAUGGUACAUUUUUAAGGCUAUUUUGUCAUGCAUGCAAAGAUAAUUUUCUCUUGGCUAGAUUGCAACAAAUCAUUCCUCCUCUGUUUUAUGAAUGUGCUGAAAGGAAUUUAUUGUGUCCUCCAACUUAUCAUUAAAAUACAACAAAACUGAAUUGGUUUCCCUCUGUAAUAAAAACCAAAACUGUUGACGUGA
This is a messenger RNA of Numida meleagris (helmeted guineafowl), 4368 nucleotides long. It is a transcript of the gene EDN3, whose product is annotated as endothelin 3. Gene Ontology annotation, molecular function: hormone activity; endothelin B receptor binding. Gene Ontology annotation, cellular component: extracellular region. NCBI's taxonomy places the organism in Eukaryota, Metazoa, Chordata, Aves, Galliformes, Numididae. The transcript is spliced from 5 exons. The record is from RefSeq and is a predicted model, not a curated record. The coding region runs from base 400 to 921 and encodes 173 amino acids. Gene Ontology annotation, biological process: regulation of vasoconstriction; intracellular calcium ion homeostasis; regulation of systemic arterial blood pressure by endothelin.